This is a messenger RNA of Micromonas pusilla CCMP1545, 1152 nucleotides long. RefSeq lists its product as uncharacterized. The transcript has a single exon. The record is from RefSeq and is a predicted model, not a curated record. Bases 1 to 1152 code for a protein of 383 amino acids. Gene Ontology annotation, biological process: protein neddylation. Gene Ontology annotation, cellular component: ubiquitin ligase complex. Lineage: Eukaryota; Viridiplantae; Chlorophyta; Mamiellophyceae; Mamiellales; Mamiellaceae. Gene Ontology annotation, molecular function: cullin family protein binding; ubiquitin conjugating enzyme binding; ubiquitin-like protein binding.
AUGGCGUGGACGAACGACCGCGCGGACGGCGCGUCGCUCCCGAGCACGACCGGCGGCGGCGGCGCCGCCGCCGCCGCGGGGGUCUCGCACGAGGACGUCGUCGCGACGUUUCGAGAUCUCCUCGGCGCCUUCUUCGAAGCGUACCUCGUCGACGCCGCGGAGAUCCGGAAGCCGAGGAUGACCACGCUGCUGCUGCAGGCGGACGGCCGCGGGAUGCUCGGCCCGCUCGCGAUGCACCCGCUCAGCGCGCUUUUCCGCAGCCUCCUGGGCGAGCUCGCGACGGACGCGCAGAAGUUCGCCGCCUUCUACCACUUUGUCUUUUUCGUCGCGCGCGAGCGCGGGCAGAGGAACCUCUCCGUCGCCGCCGCGCUCGAGGGGUGGAGGUUCCUCCUCGCGGACGGACGCUUCGCGCUCCUCGCGCAGUGGUGCGAGUUCGUCGGCGGCGCCCGCGCGGACGCGAAGGGGAUUUCCGAAGACACGUGGUGCCAGGUGCUCGAUUUCGCGCACGCGGUGAAUCAAGCCGGGGGGCUGGACGGCUACGAUCCCCACGGCGCGUGGCCCGUGCUCGUGGACGAGUUCGUGGACUGGCACCGGAUGCAUCUCUUAUCGCGUCAGCAAGCGAGCGCGGCGUCGAUCGCGCGGACGCACGCGGUAGGGGGGUGGGGCGCGUCGCCGGGCCCCGCGCGGGCGAGCGCCGCCGCGGCGGGGAUGGCGACGGCGAUGGAUCAGUCGGUGAAUCAUCAUCACGCGGGCGCGCACUUCAGCGACAUGGUGUACAACGGCGGCGUCGAGGGCGGGAGCGGGAAGGGGUUCGGAGGUUACCCCGGGUCGAUGUUCGGCGUCCCCGGGCAGCGAUCGCACGCGCGAUCGGGUCAGAGUCAACACGUGUACGCGGGCGGCGGGAACUCCGCGGCGGCGGCGGCGGCGGCGGCGGCGGCGGCGGCGGCGGCGGAGGAUCCGUUUCGGCGCACGCCGUCCACGGUGGGGUGUAAACGACGUCUAAACUCGUUCUUGGAGCUCGACAGUCUCGCGGAUCAGUUCGAGCAGAGCGCGCGCGUGCGAACGCCGCCGAUCGCGUUGGAUCAACUCGAGCGCGAGCAGACGGCGAUCGAGAACGCGAGGGACGGCGGGCCUAAGAAGGGUAGAUAUUGA